Alligator mississippiensis (American alligator) is the source of this 8883-nucleotide messenger RNA. RefSeq names its product somatomedin-B and thrombospondin type-1 domain-containing protein. The record is from RefSeq and is a predicted model, not a curated record. Bases 5232 to 6014 code for a protein of 260 amino acids. NCBI's taxonomy places the organism in Eukaryota, Metazoa, Chordata, Crocodylia, Alligatoridae. The transcript is spliced from 5 exons.
UAUAUUGUUUCUUAUUUGUUGACAUCAGUCCCCAAAGGGAACUGCCGCCUCUGACAUGGCCAGAGGGAGGCCAGCUGCUACUGUGCUCCCUGUAGGGACAGUAUCAGCUUCUCUGUCCUGCAGCCUGUGGCUGUAAGUCAGUGUGGGGAUGCAGGCUGAUGUGGGGGUGAGCAGCACAGCUCGGGAGGAAGCUGAGCAUGUCCUCUGGUUGGUUGGUUUGCUUUGUAUCCUGGAUACUCCCUAAUCGCACAGGAGCGCAGCGCUGGUAGAUUUAAAUGGGGGCUUGUGUCGGGUCACAAUUCAGAACGCAGCAGGAUCCUCUUCACAAGACCAGGCCCUGUUGGGGAUGGAGACGUGUCCUCUGGGGGGUCAGCCCCACAUACCAUGGCCCCUUGCUGGGCAGUGAUCCUCCCUUGUAUUUCAGGAAUCGCUUGGAGCACUAGCAGGAUGGGUAACUGGGCCAAAGGGUAAUGCCUUCAGCACUUGGAGCAGGGAGCAAAGGAUAGCAGGGGGGGGUGCUUCCAGCUUUCCUGUCCUUCCCAAAGAUGUAAAUCGUCUCCAGGACAGUGAUAGAAUAGGAGGCUGCCAGCACUUCAGCAGCCCCUAGCUGGAAAAGAGAGGGAAGGAUGAUCUACCACAGGAUCGGGAAUGGCAGCAUGUUCUGAGGAGGUGAACAGGGAGGAUGGAGGAGGAAUCCUCACAUUGGUUUAAGCCCAGUCCAGACCAUUCAGUGUGAAGCCUUGGGUUUCCCACCUCUGCCUCAUGCAAUUUCUUGCACUGCUCUGAAGAGCUUGGUACUAGGGAAGGCCCCAAGAUGGGACAGACCAUGGGCUGACUAUGAUGCUCCUGUGCCCUGUGCAUGUGCUUGUACAAAAGAGCUGUCUCUGGCCUAGUACUGAAUCCAGUGAUGCCCUAACCUACCAUAGGCCCCAAACUACUACAGACAAUGCCAUGCCCUUUGAGUGCUGCUUCUGACCUGUCAAAAGUCACUGAUCUCAGCCUUUGGGCUCUACUUACUAUGAGGAUCACUUCUGCUUUUUACCAGGAGAGGAGCUAUAGGCUGUGGGCUGUCAGUUGUUCCUAAAUGCUGCCUUUACAGACUGAGUGAAGACCAAGGCUAAGAAGGCUUGUGCAGAAUCUUUUCCUCCAGUUGCAGCAGGUCCCAUUUUACUGGGUGGGAAAGCCCAGACCUGCUAACUUUUUUUUUUUUUUCUUUUGGGGCCGGUAGGAGGGGCUGACCCAGCUCUAUCAGUGUUAUGCCAAUGGCAGCCUUUAGCAGUCAAAUAUGAGCCCCCAUGAUCCUGAUCAUGCUUGCUCUGCUGUAAACCGGAGAGCGAAGCCCAUGACGUGAAGAGCAGCAACGGUCACGGAGAAUGAAAGGAAGGCUGCCCAGGUGACUCGAUUCCAGUGUGAGAGGUUGCAGGCUCAUUUCUAGAGCCCCUGUAAGCUGCAGAGGGAGAUACUAAGGUGUAGAUGCCAUUUCCAUUUUCAAACCUUCAGAAAACGGCCCCGUGUGCUGGGAGCUGGGCUCCAAAAUACUGAGGCCCUUGAAUGGAAGCUGCCAUUCGGCAAUGAUGCAACUGAUUCGGUGCCAGGCAGCAUGUCAGGGAUGGAAGCAGGGAAUCCUUGGCCCCCAGCCUGCUGCUCAGUCUCUUGGGCCACAAAACCUCCCACAGUACAAUGCCCAGGAACAAGAGGUCAGCGAUGGAGACCACAGGGUCUUUAGGAGAAAGCAGAAGGAGCUUGUACAAGUGAGGCUGAGUUGUUUAAUUACUUGCUUCAUUGCUGAAAAGGGAGUGGGAGCUGGUGCCAGAAAAGGCCCCCUCAUUUCUCUGGGGAACAAGCAGCUUUUGGUGCUGCUGGAUCGAUGUAUUCUUCCCUCCCCACAGCCAGCGCUCCCUUUGCUAGCAGGGGCUGCAUCAGGCCUGUGUGCUAUGAUGAGGGGCAACGCUUGUUAGGGUGGCUCGGUCCUCCUGGGAGCUGAAGGGGCAGGAGCCUAGCGAAGAGGAGUGGAUGCUGCUGUUUUAUACAUUGCCAGAGCCUUCCAGCACCUCCACUCUGCAUAAAGGUGUUUUGGUUUCUAUUAAAGGUUCCUCGGUGUGGGUGGGUAUUUUAGUUCUGGAACUGAGGGCAGUGAUACUGGCAAGGAUCAAGGGUGAAGGCUUUAACCAAAACCCUUUGCUGGGAGUUUUCCUCGUUUCACCAUGGUUCAGAUGAUGCUCACAGCAUGAGAGCUACUGCUCAGGGUCCCCUCCCUCAACACUGCCAGUGACCUGCAGCAUCUCCUGUCCCCACAGUCAUCCUACAACUGGGCUCUGACAGCUCUGCUAAUACAGUGCAGUCUUCACCUGCAUGCGGCCAGCAGCUGCAUUAGCUUUGGACUGAUAGACCUUGUCUGAACUAGACCUUGUUACCAGAAUUGCUGCUGGAGAUGCAGCUAUGCCAACAAGGGUGCCCUUUUUGGCAUGUUAGCUCAGCUCCAUGACACUCAGCCAGGCUAACGGCACCCUGGGGCCCAUGGGAGUCUUGCAGCAUUACCACUGUGAGGUGUGCCAGCACCUGCGCAGGAUUCUCAAGAAUAAACCCAGAGAUUUCAAAAAACAAAUCCAUAGCGUUAAAAACAUCCUGCCCUGGUUUGAGUUUUCUGAGCAACAGAAGAAUUGCUCUGCUGGUUUUUUCAUAGUCAAAUGAGUGAAAGCUAAGAGCUGGCAUUUUCUGAGGGUGCCUUGAGUCUAGGAAGGUCGAGCGCCAUGGUUUUAGCUCAUGCCUAUGGGGCGAGGCAGGGCGGACAGUCGGAAAGCUCCUGACAGCCUAUUCGGCAUCUCCACAAGAGGGCUGUGUUGGCACAGCUAUGUCAGGGCAGUGGGAACAGCAGCGGCUCUUUUUGGCUGACAGCCGCAGCCUAGCCAAGCCUUCAUAGCAGGUUUAAGAGCGGGGCUCUGCUAUAACCUGGAUUAGGGGAUUGUCAGUUAACACCCUUGUAGAUGCUGGGCUAGGCACUUUUCUUGGUGUCCCAUGUGAGCUGUACCUCAGGCUCAGCCAAGCACCCUCGAAGGGCUCUUGAAGUGUCUGGACCUGUCGCCUUUAGCAUUUCACAGUGAAACAGCACAAGGGUGACUCGGGCCAGUGCUUCUCAUCUAUCACCCCUGUAGCAGGCUUGAUGUGAAUGAUUUCUGCCACCGGUGCAUCGGGGAAGAAACUUGUGCGGCACAGGAUCUUCAAGACACUCAUUCUCCUGAGCACAGGCAUCCUCAGAGACUUAUGAAAAGGCAGGGAGAGUAACCCUGAUAAAGGAGUCUACACAGCAAUUUCCAUGUUGCAUGCAGUCUCGUGUUAAAAAUGAUCAUCCAAAAAUCGAGGAUUAUGCCCCAGAGGCUACUGCCUACUCAGUUUUCUUGUGGGCUCCUUGCAAUGUCAUUUCUAUGAAGGGAGCCAUCCAUUGGGCAUAUAGGGGCCAAAUUGCUGACUCUUAAUGAGCAUUGGACUUAUGAGUAGAGUUUCACAGUUACAUAUGGUCAACAUGGGGCUGGAUGAGAACCAAUCUGAUGGCCAAAUACGAACAAACCCCAUCUGGUUGAUCCCAGGUGAGUGAUAUGGUGGCAUCCAUCCCAAUCAGCAGUGAAGAAAGGUCCAAGUUGUCAUCCCCUCUCUGAAGCCAAGGACUUUUCACCAAAGCAGGCAGCUACUUCUGAGCAACGUGGUGCUCCAACUGCAGAGAGCUUGAUAGCCAUCAAGACUUUUUCCAGAAAUCUCAAGGGGCAGAGGCAGCAGGACUGCAAGUGGAAGCAAGAGUCAUUGCAGAUGGCACGAGAGGAGGCCAUAGGGGAGGAGAUGGGAAGAGGAGCAGAAAGGUGAUGUGGCCAGUGAAGAGGCUAGAGAAAGCACUCUCGGAGGAGGGGAUGCUGGUCCCCUGAGUUGUCCUUUUCUGCGUGGUCGUCACCCUCCUCUCUUUGACUUCUUCAGCACUGAUUUUUCUCUUUACUCCCAGAUGGCUGAGCUGUGCCUGGUGUAGUACUGAUCCUGGUAGCCCCCUACUCAAAGCUGCCCCCCACUCAGCAAGGAAUCCCUGCUGUCAGGCCUGUCAGCCAGUUCUUCAUCCAUUUGGCCCCUGUUCUGUGGAUAUUGCAUGGCACUUAUUUUUCCAUCAGUGUCCAAAGUUUACAUCAGAUGCUGUACAGAAGCCUAAGCAUGUUAGAGCUCCUCAGUUACCUGUACCAACACAACCUGAACCCUGCAGAGUGAGAUGGAGCUCAGAUUUGGUUGCCAAAUUACUAUAUUUCACAUUCACAUAUUUCACAAUGCUGCGUGAAUGCUUCAAACUCGGAAUAGUCAGGUUUGAGCGCCUAAUGAUGUCGCCAAAAUCCACAUGAAAGCACUUCUGUGAGUGUGGCCUGACUUUCUAGGAUGCCGAGCACACACAAGCCCUGCUGGAGUCGAUGUGGAGUCACAGAUAUUUCACUCUUGGGCAGUGGGCUCAGGACAAAAUGAUGGUGAGGCUGAUUUAUUUUCAGCCACUGAACGUUUCCUUCCAUUUGAUUAUUUCGCUGCUUGUUUUUUAGUUCAGCAGGUGAAAGUCCAUGCUGGGGAUCAUCCACUGGUUUGAGGUGAAACCCUCCUUCAUGCUUUGCUUUGCUAAAGCAACUGCAUGAUGCCCUGUAUAUUGGCUCUAAGACCCAGGAGGAGCCUUUGCACUGGGAUUAUGGAGGGGAGGGGAAGAAAGUAGGUGGAACAGAGAGGAAUAGAGGGGUUUUUUUAAGGUCCAGCCAAUAGGCUUGUGCAGCCCGGGCAUCUUAUGUCUGUGACCAGUGGAUCUAAUUGCUUGUAUAAAAGAUAGUUCAUUAGAAGCUGGCUUGUCAGUGCAAUUUGGUACAUAUGAAGGGCAAAUCGGUGGUGUGUGUGUGACCCACCAGGUCCUCCCCGCUGAACGCCAGGCCAGUGCAUCCCUGCUGAGAACUGCCUGCCAGACCUGGGCCCUUUGGAUGCAAGAGGCAUUUUUGGCUGGGAGCUGUCAGCUGGAUGAGCCAGGCUGGGCUUCCCUUGGCUUGUGUGCGUGCUGGGACAGCAUGUGGUGCUUGUAGUUUCUUUUUUCCACUUUGGAAGUUGCUUGGCCUGGGAGUGCAGCCGGCUCCCUUCUGAGGCUUUGGCUCUGAGCAAGGCUUGGCAGUGGAGGGAGAGGGAGAGGGGAACCUGAGCUAGGCUUUUGCUGGGACGCAGGGAGAGCUGCUGAGACCAUGAGAACCCGAGGCACUAAUGUAGGGUAUUUUCUGAUCUGUUGUGGCUGGCUUCUGGUGAGCGGGCAGCUGAGAGGCACAGAGGCAGGAUGCAGCAACCGGGGGAGCCAUCAGUGCUGCCCUGGGAGGAAUAAUGCAUGCUCGGAUCUCACGAGCUGGAGGACUGCCUGCUACUGUGACACUUACUGUGAGAAGACAGGAGACUGCUGUGAAGACUACCAAGCUGUGUGUCAGAGGUCAGCAGCUGUCGACUGCAUGGUGGGUCCCUGGGGUCCCUGGAGUAAAUGCAGCUCCCUGUGCGGGGUUGGCAGCAAAGACCGAACACGGCAAGUCACAGUGCCACCUCGAAAUGGAGGGACCCCCUGUCCAGACCUGAAGCAGCGGCGAGGGUGCUUUGGAGAUAGCCCCGUAUGUGAUACAGCUAAAGAGGUGGCUAAGAUUUUGCCUGAUUCCUACAAAAGGGACUUCAAGGACCCCUGGAGAAGACCUCACAUGCUGAUGAAGGAGAAGCAGCCAAGCUACUGUGUCUAUUUUCGCCUGAAGCAGGUGGGAGCUGCCUGCCGUCUGCACUUCUGGAGCAGCCAUCUGCUGAGGGAGCGGCGAGUCUGCGUGGAGUGCCAGGGGGAUGCUGUGGGCAGCCGGAGCCGAUGUGAAGGGGAUGGGCUACAGGGUGCUCGGACGUUCUGGACUGCUGCCUCCAUCGCUGGGUGCCAAGGCUCAUGGGUCCAAGAGUCUUUGCAAGAAACCUGCAUGUGUCCUCCACUGUCCCUCUUAUUUGUGUAACAGUCUGACAACUUGGGUCAUGAACCUUAAAAGAGGAAGUGAGAGAGUGACACAUAUAAGCUGGCAACACAGUGGUUUAUGGCUUUCUGUCACUAGGACAUGCCGGAGGAUGAAGGAAAAGCCUCCUCUGAAUGAAGUUCUUGCUGCCCUUCUUACCUCAUCUCACUUUCUUUAUAAACCCACAUUUUCUAUGAAACUGUUUUUUUCACCACAAACCUAUGUAUUAUUUCAAAGCACAAGAAUGUCUCAUUCUUUUAAACUUUAUACCUCUGAAACCUUGCUAUCUACCUCCAGCAUUGCAGAUAAUAUUGAAGGCAACUCUUUUUCUGUGUUUCUCACUACUUCGCAGAUUUGUAAUAAAAGGAGAGAGAGAAGAAUAUUGCAAUAUCCUUCUUUUAAAAGAUUGUUUUUCAAAAUGCAAGAAAGAAGAAAAUUGCUAGGGCCACUGCACCAAAGGUAAUGAUGAAAUACAUGGGAAAGAGAUUAAAUCUGAGAGAGGAAGUGAUGUCAUGGUUACAUGGGAUAAUAUGGACAUAGUGUCAUAGUUAGCAGUGAAGUCAUUUCUGAAAAAUGAGUCAUUGAACUGAUUUCCUGGGAGGAAAGUGGGAAUAAAAUAGGCAUGUUUAGUGUUAGACAAAACCUAAGGAAAUGCAACCUUUUUUUCUCCUGUGCUGUUGCAUGUACCUGUUCAGAGUUGCUUCCAAGGUAUUAAAGUUAGGGUCAUUGCUUUUCUCUUGACCCUUCAGAUGAUUUGAGUGGGAUGGGGUGCUACUUGCAAUAUCUUCUUUGCAACCUAAAGGUGGUCAAAAUAUGGACUUCUACCUUGAGAAAAGCCUAGUGAAAUUACAUAAGAGGUUGUCAUCUUUUGUUAUGUUUAACACUUUUCUUACUGAUAUGAUAUAUUUAAAAUAUAUCAUAUAAUCUCUUCCCCCAGUAAAUGUAUUUUACUCCCAUUCCUUCCUGUGCUCUCUAUUUCAGCUCAUGGCAAACGCACAGGACAGGGUUUUCAAGCUUUCUAUUUAAUGAAUGAAGUUAUACCUACAUGCACUUUCCCCAAAGCCUCUGGAGUUGCUACCCUCUCCUCUGAGAACAUUAAAAACUCAAGGCAAAUGGUUAAUAGAGGACUUCAGGUGCUGUUGUUUUGACAAUGGAUCCUCGUAGCUCAGACCCCAGGAUGUUAAAAUCCCUGUCAUUGAGAACUUUGCUUGACUAAGCAUCUGCAAAACCAAUACUGGUUUUUGUUUUGUUGCUCCUGGGUUGUAUGUGGUCACCUCUGCUGAUGCAUAGUACCCUGAGGUCUUGCUUCCAGAUCAGACCAGAGGUGACUGUCCCCCGUGUAUGCUUUCCCCUCUUGCUACCCUGGGCUGCUUGUGUCCUGGUUUCCAGCACUCUGCAGGCUCCCUGGGGCUCCUCUCUCCUCACCCUGCUGUGCUGUGCUUGUUUUUUUUAGAAGUAGGCCAAAUGAUGGUUUGGUUUCUAGGUGUAACAAGUGAUUCAGUAAAAACACACUGAGUGGUUUGGAAGCCACCCAGUCAGAAGCUGGAUGCCUCUCCAGUGUUCAGAUAGAACUUGUGCAUGAAGCCAAUGGUCAGUUGCCCAGCAAUAUGUCUGUAAAGUCCCAGUGUUUCCAAAGCUGCCAGUGCCUCUGCAAAUAAGCUGCUUUGAGUUUGACAGAUGAGCACACUAUCCUGCCUGGUGCUGAGCAUUCCUGGCUCCCAUUAAUGUCACAGGAUUGGGCCCCAAGGUUGCCAUUGACUUCAGUGAGUUUCAGAUUAGGCCUGUGCUCUACUGUCACCCUGCACCGGACCAGUUAUAUACAUCAACUAAAAUGGCCAAAACUAGGCUGAGUCUUUAUAACAGAAGUAAAGCUGUUUCAGUGGAACAUUGUUCAAGGAUCAGUGUCUCUUACUACAGCAAGGCGUGCCUUGGCAUCGCCUAGCUCCAUUAAUAUAGUAGUGAGACCAUUCUUAGAUGGCUCCCUUUGUCUGUUGACAUUAUCUUUUCAGAAUUUCCUCCAGUUGAAGGCACCUGCGUAGUUUUAUCGACAGAUGAUCCAUGUCCCUUUCCGGGGCUGUUUUCUCCUUGGUGAUGCAGUUGCAUGUGCUAGUCAGAGCUGUUCUCAGGAAGUCAGGUUCAAACCUCAGGUAAAAAAAAAAAAAAAUCCAACUUGGAGAAUAUGAAUGUAUAUGCUUCCAGCUUGGCCCCAGACUCUUUCUUCUCUGCUGCUGCUACUUGAUGAGAGCCUGGGUAUAUGGUCUCACUGCUAAACGGCAUCGCCCAGUGAUUGCUGCAAGUAACUGUCUUAGUUUGAAUGCUGUACCAGAAGAAAUCAGCAUGAUCAGAACAUGACAGAAGGUGCAUCUUCAUGGAUGCUCUCCAUUUCCAUUGGGCCCUACGGGAAUUUCUGUCUCCUGUUGACUUUUGGUGGAAGUUGGGCAUCUAACUUACUUAGGCUCUUCUGAAAAUCCCAGCCAUAGAUAUUGAAGCCAGAAGGGACAGUUUCGAUCGACAGUUUUGGAUCGUCUGACAGGUGGUUUCUGCACAAGGCCAUUAUAUUUUUAAGUGUCAACCAACAGACUCAAGAUGCUUUGGUUGGCUUUUCCCAUUGACAUUUCUGUGUGCUGCAGAAACUGGCAGAUUGUCGCCUCCGUGUAUGUUAAACAAACACAUUUCUGGAAGGAACCAAGGAGCAUGAUGGGUAAAAGCACAAAUGGCUUCUUCCUGGUUUUUAAUGUUGUAAUAAUUGUCCUGAAGUUUAUAAAUUCCUGUAUCAUUGACAGUCACAUCAUAAGCUACAGGUCUAUUACUGUAUGAUAUCAUGUAAUGACUCCACUUGAAUUGCAUUGAAUAAAGACAUUAGGAAACCUGA